Saprolegnia parasitica CBS 223.65 is the source of this 599-nucleotide messenger RNA. RefSeq lists its product as hypothetical. Gene Ontology annotation, biological process: DNA damage tolerance; protein K63-linked ubiquitination. The coding region runs from base 43 to 564 and encodes 173 amino acids. The transcript is spliced from 2 exons. The record is from RefSeq and is a predicted model, not a curated record. Lineage: Eukaryota; Oomycota; Saprolegniomycetes; Saprolegniales; Saprolegniaceae. Gene Ontology annotation, cellular component: nucleus. Gene Ontology annotation, molecular function: ubiquitin conjugating enzyme activity.
UUUCGUGCGGGCGUUCACUUCACAGAAUCGCUUCCUGACGCCAUGUCGAACGCGGCAAAUCUCCCCCGUCGCAUCGUCAAGGAAACGCAGCGACUCCUCGCGGAGCCCGUACCGGGCAUCAGCGCUACUCCGUACGAGGACAACCUCCGUUACUUCCAGGUCGUGAUCGCCGGGCCUCAGUCGUCCCCGUACGAGAACGGCAUCUUCAAGCUCGAGCUCUUUCUGCCUGCUGACUACCCCAUGGCGCCACCCAAGGUCCGGUUCCUGACUCGUAUUUACCACCCGAACAUUGACAAGCUCGGGCGCAUCUGCCUCGACAUCCUCAAGGACAAGUGGUCGCCCGCGCUCCAGAUCCGCACGGUGCUCCUGAGCAUCCAGGCGCUACUCUCAGCGCCAACCCCGAUGAUCCGCUUGCGAAUGACGUUGCCGACCACUGGAAGACGGACGAACCCGGUGCUUUGCGCACGGCCAUGGAGUGGACGCGCCGGUUCGCGUAAACGAUCUUUCCCGUCAUCUGUCCCGUUUCCACGCUUUCCAUCCACCAUCUCUGCUCUCUCUGCAUAGCCAUGUGAGCUAAGGACCACUGAAGAAAUGCUACA